AUGAGAUCUUCAUUGCGAAAUCAGGACAUUGCCCGUUACAUGGACGAUCUCAAGUUCCUCAACGGCACGUGCGGUCCUGUGCGGUCUCCAACGACAUGGUUAGGGGACCACGAGCUGGAUGUUCCUUCUGGAAAGGAAUGUGCUACGAAGUCUCAAUUGCCGACGUGGGGUUUCUUUACCUUUGUAUUCUUUGGGGUUGUUCCAAGACAGCAGUCAGCCCAGUACAGCCGACGACUAUAA
Messenger RNA from Aspergillus pseudoviridinutans, 240 nucleotides. RefSeq lists its product as uncharacterized. Bases 1 to 240 code for a protein of 79 amino acids. The record is from RefSeq and is a predicted model, not a curated record. The transcript is spliced from 3 exons. Lineage: Eukaryota; Fungi; Ascomycota; Eurotiomycetes; Eurotiales; Aspergillaceae.